AUGCCGCCGCCAAAUACUCCAGAGGAGGGUGAGCUGGCGCCCUCCAACACUACGCCAGCCCCAACCAGCAACACAGCGCUGCCCCUCCGGCCCCUCGUCGGCGCAGCAGCAGAAGCAACAGCCGUGGCCAGCAGCAAUGGCGGCAGUACACCAUCGCCCGCAUCCGCCGCCGUGGACCUGCGCCUCCUCGAUUACCAAGACGCCAUUGACGAGAACCUCAUCUGCCCCAUCUGCCGCGUCGCCCUCGUCCAGCCCGUCAUCACCCGCUGCGACCAUGUCUUUUGCCAGCGCUGUCUGGCGCAGGCGCACGCCCUGAGCCCCGUCUGCCCCAUUGACCGGUCCGCCCUGAACGACCUGGCCGCCGACGUCCGGUCCGCCCCCAAGAUUGUCCACAACCAGCUCGACAACCUGACGGUCAAGUGUCCCAACCGCGCCCGCGGCUGCACCCUCGUCGUUGCCCGCAGCCUCGUCGAGAACCAUGUCUCCCGCUACUGCGACAAGACCAUGGUGCCGUGCCCGCACCCCGGCUGCGCCCACACCGUCGUCCGCCGCGACGCCGGCAAAGGCUGUCUGCACUACGACGUCGAGUGCGAGUACUGCAAGGGCUCCAUGCUCAAGGCGGACCUGCAGGACCACCAGGACUCUCAGUGCCCGAACCGUGAAAAGGAGUGCGAGCUCUGCGGCUCGCCGUUCCUCAGGAACAAGCAAGAGGAGCAUACCAAGGAAUGCCCCGAAGUCGAGACCGACUGCCAGUUUGCGCCCUUUGGGUGUGUCCAAAAGACGGCGCGCAAGUUUCUCGAUGACCAUGCUGGGCAAUGCGAGUACCGCGUUGUUGGGCCCGUGGGCGAGCAGAUUGCAGAGCUACGAUCUGAGCUCGGUGCAUUGCGAGAAAAGGACAGGUUAAAGGAUCGAAGGAUCAAGUUUCUUGAGAACAAGUACUUUACCAUGCCGGCCGCGACCGCAUCUCCCGAGACCAUUACCGACAUAAGCCUGCCCGAGUCGUCUUCUUCUACGGCCGCCGCCGCCGCUAGCACAACGGAUAUGGCGCCGUACGAGUCGCGGGAUCAGUACUUCUUGUCCUUGUUCGAAACCAUGGAGUCCAAGGUGGAGCGCCUCUCGUCGGCGCUGCAGGAAGUCGAGGGCCGGCACUCCAUGAUGCUCAUCAACGAGACCCUGCAGAUCAAGGACCAGCUCACCGAGAUUCGCAGCACCCUGGGCGUCCUGGGUAUGCAUGUACGCUGGCUCAUGAAUUUCCGCCUCCAGGAGCUCGGCAAAGUCGGCCCGGCAGCCGCCGCAGCUGCUGCUCCUGGCAUGGCUACUGGUUCCAUGGCUGCCAGGAAUCAAGACAGCAGUAAUCCAAAUCUGCCACGGAGAACCAGUGAUACAUACAGGGAGAAUCCCCCGCGGUUAUAA
Molecule: messenger RNA, 1413 nt
Organism: Pestalotiopsis fici W106-1
Lineage: Eukaryota; Fungi; Ascomycota; Sordariomycetes; Amphisphaeriales; Sporocadaceae
Exons: 1
Coding region: 1-1413 (470 amino acids)
Molecular function (GO): zinc ion binding
Source: RefSeq, a predicted model, not a curated record